Neltuma alba is the source of this 678-nucleotide messenger RNA. RefSeq lists its product as uncharacterized. The transcript is spliced from 2 exons. Lineage: Eukaryota; Viridiplantae; Streptophyta; Magnoliopsida; Fabales; Fabaceae. Bases 113 to 586 code for a protein of 157 amino acids. The record is from RefSeq and is a predicted model, not a curated record.
AUCAAAACGCAAGGACCAAGUGGAGGAGACUAGCCCCGGUCUUAUAAAAGUCUUUCGCACUAUCUCUCCCGCCUAGGUCUCCAACGGUUUUAGACGGCGCCGCCGUUAAAGUAUGUCCAAGCCGCCCCACGCGCCGCCGCAUCUACUCUACAAGCAGCAGUCGUGGUCGCCCGACGUUCUCCGGGAGGAGGCGUGGGAAAGGCGAAAGGUUAGCAAAGUCACCGGCGGCCGCCAUCGUCACUCCAAGAGCGUUUCCGAGGACGAUCUACAAGAACUGAAGGCUUGCAUCGAACUUGGAUUCGGGUUCGACUCGCCCGAACUCGACCCGAAGCUGUCGGAUACAAUCCCGGCUUUGGAGUUCUACCACGCUGUUAACAAACAGUACAAUCACAGCCUAUCGAGGUCGUCGUCUUCGUCGUCGCUGGCUGCCGAGGGCGACGCUGGAAGUUCCGGCACCGUAAUCGAUCCAGGGGAUGAUUUGGGUGCGAGGAAGACGAAAUUGAGGCAAUGGGCCCAGGUGGUUGCUUGUGCGGUGCGGCAAUCAUCUUCAAGCUGUCACACAAUUCGGGACCCUGCUGAUCCGUAAUAUCGAUUAAAGUGUAAUGCAUAUGCAAUUAUGCUGGGCAUGCACCUUGAAAGAAUAUUCCUGACAGAAAUAUCAAAGAUUUCAUGUGCAGU